Molecule: messenger RNA, 1801 nt
Organism: Polypterus senegalus (gray bichir)
Lineage: Eukaryota; Metazoa; Chordata; Cladistia; Polypteriformes; Polypteridae
Gene: gc
Product: GC vitamin D binding protein
Exons: 13
Coding region: 87-1541 (484 amino acids)
Biological process (GO): vitamin transport
Cellular component (GO): cytoplasm; blood microparticle
Molecular function (GO): vitamin D binding; vitamin transmembrane transporter activity
Source: RefSeq, a predicted model, not a curated record
GACAGUGCUGUCACCACUGGGAUUUAGUCGGCUUACUGCUAGCUGUCAAAAUUAAUUGAUAUUGGAAAUCCUAAGCUAAUUAAAACAUGAAGAUAAUUCCGAUUCUGUUAUUCGCAGCAGGGAUUGCUUGUGUGUAUGCCAGAUACAGAGGUAGAGACUAUGAACAGCAAAAAAUUUGCAAUGAAUAUUCUACUUUAGGAGGCAACAUAUUCAAAGCACUUGUCAUUGCUUCACACAGCCAGAAGUUUUCAACUGCUGCAUUUGAAGAAAUAAAUGCCCUGGCUGAUGGAGUGGUUAAACUAGCUGAAAAGUGCUGUGCUGUGGGAACUGAUCCAAACUGCUAUGAUGAUGAGGCUACAGUCAUCUCUGAAAAAUCAUGUGCUAACACAUCUGGAUUUCCCACACAUCCUGGAAUUACAGAAUGUUGCAAAAGUGAAGGACUGGAGAGAAAGCUCUGCUUAGCUGAUCUUCGUUUACCUUUAGAAGAGUUUCCUGCCUUGGAGGAAACAACAAAUGAAGAGAUCUGUCAGCAGUUUCAGAAAGAUCCACAGACGUAUGGAAACAGGUACUUGUAUGAACUAGGGAGAAGACAUGGAAAUGUGCCUAUUGGAUUACUGUUAAAUGUCUCAAACAAACAUUUAAACAUGGUUGCAGCAUGCUGCGUUCCUUCUCUAUCAAAUUUCUGUUUCCUUAAAGAGAGGCUGAAUCAGAAAGACUCAAUGUUAUUUUUAAGGCAUGCAUCUCAUCUUUGCAAUAGUCAAAAAUAUAUCAAGUCAUUCAAAACUGGCUUGAAUGUACAUUAUGGCCAGCUUAUACCCAGUGCUUCAUUUAAAGAAGUCUCUCCAGUUGUGAAAUACCUUGAGGAAGGCCUUGCAAAAUGCUGUUCAAACCCAGACCCUGAUUGUCUUAUGAACGAGAUUUCAGGAUAUAAGACAGCUUUGUGCACAGAUUCUGUUUUACCCAAUAAAUGUGAGAAAUUUAAGCAGUGCUGCCAAAAAUCACCUGUGGAGGUUUUCAGUUGCAUUGAAUCGCUGAGUAUUCAUGCUUCAAAUGAAUUUUCCAAGAUAACAGAACCUUCCAAUGAAGAAUUGUGUAAAGAAAACAGUGAUUCUAUAGUAACAGAGUAUCUCUUUGAAUUUGGAAAAAGACACCAGCAUUUGUCAUCUGUAAUACUUGCCCCAGUGUUUGAUGGAUUCAAUAAGAUGGUCACCUCAUGCUGCAAGGAGGCGGAUCCAAAUAUUUGCUUGACUAAAGCGAAAUCUCAAAUCAAAGAAGAGAUGGAGACUUUUAGCACAAAGCUUGGUGGAAUAUGUGAAAGUUAUCACAAAAUGGAUUUUAUUCCUUUCAAACAAAAAAAUCGUAAACAUCUGCAAGAAAAGAUGCCUACCUCCCCACCAGAAGAAAUUAAUCGAGUGGCUCAACUACAAGAAGAUUUUGCUGCAACUUGCUGCUUUUAUACAGCACCACGACUUAGAUGUCAAGAGUUGGUAAAGGCAGUGAUUGGAAACACCUGUAAAGAAAAUCCUUGCUUUAUAAUUUAGGAAUGUGCUGCCGUAACACCUUGUGAAGCUCUGAAAGACUUAUUCUGGAACUUGGCACAUUCAAAUUUCUGCAUUUUGAACACCAUACAUUCCUAUGUUUCAACCUUGUUUUGGAUUUUGGCUUCUUGUGCAAAGUGGUGCUCUAUUGCAUACUUUUUGUCAUAAGAAUUUUAAUGUUCGGUUUGUUGAUACAAAUACAAGAACAGAAAUGAAAAUUGUAUAUUCAUGGUAACAAAUAAUAAAAAACAGCAACUGAAAAA